AUGGGUUACACUCUCGCCGUCCUUGGAUGCGGAACGAUGGGCAUAGCGAUCCUUUCCGGCGUUCUCACCUCCCUCGAUUCUUUACCAUCCCGUCCCUCAAUUUCAGAAGAUACAGAACCUCCUUCGGGAAUAUCAACACCUACAAACUCUCAAUUCCUCCAUGCACCCGAUAAUGUCCUCCCGGCAAGAUUCAUAGCUACCGUCGGAAGAGAAGAGACCGCCAGGAAAUUACGUAAGGUAUUUGGAGGUAUGGGAGAGAGAGGGAAGGGUGUGGAAGUUGUUAGUGAAGGUAAUGUUGGGGCUGUCAAGAAAUCAGAUGUGAUAUUAGUUUGUUCAAAACCUCAAAUAGCAAAAUCCAUCUUAUUAGAAGAAGGUAUGGCGGAUGCUCUUGAAGGAAAAUUACUCGUUUCUAUAUGUGCUGGAGUCACAUUAUCACAAUUACGUUCUUGGGUUCCAAAAAGUGUUAUGGUCGUUCGUGCUAUGCCAAAUACCCCUUGUAAGAUAAGAGAAGGAAUGACCGUCGUCACACCCGUUUCCGACCCUCACAACCGGGCACUCAUCUUAGCCAUCUUCACUUCCUGUGGGAGAUGUAGAUUCUUAGAUGAAAAACAUUUCGACGCUUGUACUGCUUUAGCGGGAUCAGGACCUGCUUUCGUUGCUUUGGUUCUGGAGGCGAUGGCUGAUGGAGGGGUCAUGAUGGGUUUACCCAGAGUAGAGGCAUUGGAGCUCGCUGCGCAAACGAUCCAAGGUACAGGUCGAAUGGCACUUUACGGUGGUCUUCAUCCUGCCCAAUUGAAAGAUAGCGUCACGACUCCUGGAGGUUGCACCAUAGCUGGAUUACUCACUUUGGAAGAUGGAAGAGUGAGGUCUACUAUGGCACGGGCAAUACAGGUAGCUACGAAUCAUGCUGCUGGUCUUGGACAAGAAAAUAAAUGA
This is a messenger RNA of Tremella mesenterica DSM 1558, 936 nucleotides long. RefSeq lists its product as uncharacterized. Gene Ontology annotation, biological process: L-proline biosynthetic process. Gene Ontology annotation, molecular function: pyrroline-5-carboxylate reductase activity. The record is from RefSeq and is a predicted model, not a curated record. Bases 1 to 936 code for a protein of 311 amino acids. The transcript is spliced from 7 exons. NCBI's taxonomy places the organism in Eukaryota, Fungi, Basidiomycota, Tremellomycetes, Tremellales, Tremellaceae.